AUGAAAAGCAACUGGAGAGACAAGAAAAAUGGAAGGCGUUGGAUUCGAUCCGCCUUUGGAAACGGAUCGUUGUUGGCUGCCUGCGCCGGAAUGAUGAUCGUUGUGCUGUGCUACAAAAUGACGAAGCCAGUUGAAAGAAGGACGGAGGGAAGCGAAAAACAGGGAAUUAAGGCGGAGGGAAGGCAAGAAAAAAAUGCCCGCGAGGAGGAUUCCUUCGCUCCACCGAUCGCCGACGACAUCCAACGUCGGGCAGUACCGCGCCCACCCUCCGCCCGACCGAAAACCUACACUCCCAUUACAGUCGCCGCUGAUGCAAAGAGGCAAGAAGCAGAUCUGCUGGCGGGGUUGUUGUUUUUUCUUCCACCUGAACAGCAGCGCCAAUCGCUGAUGCAGCGGCUUCACUCCAUUAUGAGCGCUGGCACCCGGGUAGCCGGUUCCCUCUCGUCCGGUCAAAUGAAGGUCAUGAAGUUGUUAACUGAAAACGGCACCUGGCGCCCGCCGAGAGAAGCGCUUUUCACGCCAAAGGGCGUUUCGAACCUCAAGCGGGUACCGGUACCUCGUUGGAACCUCGAAUGGGAUAACUUCACACACUCAACACCGUUGGGAGAGCGCAAAUUCUUCAACUUAGUCUUCACUUUUGCUGGUGGCGCGGCAUUUAAACGGAAGUCCCACGAAAGAGAAACGAAGAAAGAAAAUAGGGGAAAUUUUUCAGAAACACGGGGGAGGGAUCAAAAACGCGGCGAAAAUGAGAAGAAGAGGAAAGGAGGGGGAGAAGAGGGAAAACGAAGAAGGGGCCGACGGAAACGGCGGUCAUUCGCCUUCUCCUCUAACCACACAUUUGCGGAAGAACGACUGAAACACGUGAUGUUGUCAGCCCACUGGGACAGUAAAUAUUACACCGACAUUAACUUUUUAGGUGCUUCCGACUCCGCCGUCCCGUUGGUGUACUUACUGGAAACCAUGCGGCUUAUAUCCGUCCUCUCUGACACGGUUGCGGCGCUGUCCGAGGCCGGUAACAAACCGCGGUGGAGGAACUCUCGGGCAACAGAUCAUGACGAUGAGGCCCUGUGUCGUUGGGUACCUCGUGUACUUUCACCAUCUUACCUUACUGUGUUGCGGUACUAUUACGCCCAGGAUAGGGAGUCUUCCGCAUGCCUGAGUGGGGUCACGGGUUCGUUAUGGCAGAGGCGCUCCAUGAGAAACUCGAAAACUUCGGCUAAACGCCAGGUGGGAGGUGGUUUUCUUCAGUUGCUUCGGCGGGUGAAUCACCUCCCAGCCAUCACUGUUGCCUUGUUUGAUGGCGAGGAGGCCUUCGUGCGUUGGGAAGGAGAUGACAACACAUACGGUUCUUCUCAUCUUGCAAAGAUGUGGAAGAUGAUGAAUAUCAGUGGCAACAUGAACGCGGGAGGUAAUGUGAGGAUGAACAAGGUUAAGGUUGUUAACAGUAUGAAGGUGGAAUUGGGCUCCGUAUCAGAAGACUCAGAAGCGGCUGCAUCGUCACGCUUUAAUUCUAUCGAUCUUUUUAUAUUGUACGACCUCAUGGGUAGUGCUGGGACGCAGUUUCAAAAUUUCUUUCCCGAUCAGAGCGGAAUAGCUUUUGCGCGGCUUGCCGAUGUGGAACGCAUGCACCGGCGCGAAGCGGCCGAACUGUGGCGACUUCAAGAAGAAGCGGGAAAGGUUGAGGAAAACAAGCGGAAGUGGUGGCGGUCGGAAACAACGUCGAAAUCAUCGUCAGCUGCCGCACCAACAAGCGAUGCAAGCCGCAUUUCAUCAUUUAAAAAAGCAUGUUCAAAAUAUCUGCCGCGGCUAUGGUGCUUACACGGUCCGCCACAUGAGAUGUUCACAUUGUACGGCGUGCCGCGCCUAGACGGCACAUCGUUGCCCAGCAGUGAAUUGGCCAAUUUGUGGUUGCCACCCGCCAGUGGUGACAACGCGGGCAGCACAAACACCAACAAUGAUGGAAAAAAUAGUGAGGUUGGUCGCAAUGUCAAUGUGUUCUUUCCUUCUUGGCAAGCACGGGCUCAAGGUCCAAUACUUGAGGGCAUCUCAGGGGUAAUGGACGACCACACACACUGGCUAGAGACGGAGCGUGUGCUGCAUCUUAUACCGAUUCCUUUUCCGCCUGCGUGGCACACGGCUCAAGAUAAUGAAAGUGAAAUUGAUGGUGGCACCGUCGUCGAUCUUUUUCGUGUGCUGAGUGACUUCUCCUUGCGACUAGGUGAGGGAUGGAUGGAUGCAAGUUGA
Trypanosoma brucei brucei TREU927 is the source of this 2244-nucleotide messenger RNA. Its product is annotated as glutaminyl cyclase, putative. The transcript has a single exon. NCBI's taxonomy places the organism in Eukaryota, Euglenozoa, Kinetoplastea, Trypanosomatida, Trypanosomatidae. Gene Ontology annotation, molecular function: zinc ion binding; glutaminyl-peptide cyclotransferase activity. The record is from RefSeq and is a predicted model, not a curated record. Bases 1 to 2244 code for a protein of 747 amino acids.